AUGACGCCCCUUCUUGAGAAAUCGUCUCCGGGCGUCGCUCCUCCCGGUGGGAAGGAUGAGGAAAGUGUAACGCAGGAGAAUGGUCGGCCUGCUGCGACAACGGUGGCCGUGCCGGACUUUUCUGUCGGCGGCACGGCCGAGCUACGGAAAAGUGACAGCAGCCACGCUGCUGCUGCUGCUGCUGCUGGCAGCGGCUCUCUUGUGCUUCUUGCCGCGGCCGUGGCGCUGCCUGUCUGA
Messenger RNA from Trypanosoma grayi, 237 nucleotides. RefSeq lists its product as hypothetical. The record is from RefSeq and is a predicted model, not a curated record. The coding region runs from base 1 to 237 and encodes 78 amino acids. The transcript has a single exon. NCBI's taxonomy places the organism in Eukaryota, Euglenozoa, Kinetoplastea, Trypanosomatida, Trypanosomatidae.